Molecule: messenger RNA, 5227 nt
Organism: Gryllus bimaculatus (two-spotted cricket)
Lineage: Eukaryota; Metazoa; Arthropoda; Insecta; Orthoptera; Gryllidae
Source: the annotation of a GenBank genome assembly
GGCAGGUUGACAUACACGUUGCUCACGUGCUUGUUUGUUUUUACUCAGUAAUCCCCUCCUUCUAGCGUUUAGUUAUGCGCUAAUAGAAAAACGUAGGUUUUAUUAAGCCAUAAAAUACACUUCUAAUAUUCUUUUUCUUUUAUUAUAUUUCACGGUAUACGUGAAAUUGAAGUAAUGAAUAGGUAUUUUAAAAAUAUUUCAUAGAACCCAAUUCAAAUGGUAGGAACAUUUUGUCAUUUUAUAUUUCUCAUUGCCAAGACACUAUCGAAUCGUUUUUACCCUUCGUCCGUGCCUGUUCUCUCGCAGUAAUCUGCGAAGCGGAUCAAUCAAUUCCCGCAGGGUACGCAAAAUUAAAAAGAAUAACCGACGAGGCACAACCUGGAGAAGGUUAACCGAUCAGCUGAUCGCAUCUUAGGAUGUUGUCCUGCCUCAGCUGUAGCGUGUUUUAUUUUUAGUAAGCUGAGUGAACUUCGCCAACAAAUGUGGAGAGAAUAUUUUGAGAGAACAAAGGAGCAGGCGCUUUCUUGAUUUUGUGAUAUUCCACAGUUUAAGUGCGAAUCCCUCCGAAAAUGAAGGGAAGAGUUAAAACAAGUGUAUUUCGUGAUUUGUAUCAACAGCCAUACAGUGAUCUGACUCGUGUCAAAUUGUACAACAGUACCAAAGGUUCACUAGAUUUAGUUCAACGCCUUAGGCUCUUCAGGAAAUUGCCCAUUCACAAUGGCUGUGUUAAUUCUCUGUGCUGGAACGAGACUGGAGAAUACUUGUUGUCUGGGUCAGAUGAUCAACAUUUAGUAGUAACUCAUGGUUACAAGUAUAGGGUAUUAAGUAAUUACAAAACUAGUCAUCGAGCAAAUAUUUUUAGUGCAAAAUUUUUGCCAGCUUGUGGAGAUACAAGUAUAAUAUCAUGUUCAGGAGAUGGUAUAAUUUUGUAUACAGAUUUACUGAGGAAAGAAGAUACUCAUUUCAAUCAAUUCAAUUGUCAUUCUGGCACCACCUAUGAAGUUAUUACUGUUCCAAAUGACCCUAAUUCAUUUCUAAGCUGUGGAGAGGAUGGUACUGUGCGUUGGUUUGAUUUGCGCAUUAAAAACAAAUGUACCAAGCCUCAUUGUAAAGAGGAUAUUAUGAUCACAUGCCCAAGGGCAGUGACUUCAUUAUCUAUCAGCCCACUAGUCCCAUAUCAUUUAGCAAUAGGGUGUUCUGACAGUACUGUUCGUAUGUUUGACAGGCGGAUGUUGACAACUAAAGCAACAGGAGGACCUGACUCGGGCCCUGCCAUGAGGCCAAUGUGCUCAUUCACAGUGCCAAGCUUUGGGGACCGAUCUUAUCGCAUUACCUCCCUUUGCUUCAGUCCAGAAGGUGAUGAACUCCUUGUGAGUUAUUCAUCAGAUCAUCUGUACCUAUUUAAUGUGAAGGAGGAAAGUGUUAUGAAACUUAAUUCAGAUCCUUCUUCAAACCUUGCUAACCAAGAGAAAGAAAAACGAUCUCGCUCACCCCCACCAGUGAGAAGACUGCGACUCAGAGGUGACUGGUCGGAUACGGGCCCUGACGCACGGCCAGAGAGGGAAGGAAGUAGUCCAGGAGAUGUUGCUCAAGCAAGACCCACUCUGCAUGCAACAUUGAUGCAGCGCAUGACAGAUGUUCUUACGAGAAUGUUGAAUGACCCUGCAACACGAGCUGCUCUUAGUGGAGGGGGUGAGGACUCUCUAGAAAGAGAAGAUGCCAAUGUGCGGCCACCCUCUCAAAACAACACAUCGCCCAGUACAGAGUCUGAUUCAGCACAGCCACCAGAACCUUUAGAAAGUGCCACGACUGUGUUGACCGUCUCUCCCAUUUCUGUGCCUCAAAUGUCGUCACUUUCUUUAAACUCGUCUGAAAGAGAUGGAAACUCUUCUGCUGUGUCUGAUAGGGAUGAAGAGACUGCAACAAUGAAUGCAUCUGUGAGUGGUUCGAACGUGUUGGAUCUGAGGUGUGUGCAGUGUGGGGCAGGGUCAUCAGACAACGAGUGUGAACAGUCGGGUGCCUGCAGCAGUGCGUUACCUGGGUCUGGGGAGUGCGGAUGUGCUCCUUCUGUAGAAGCUGAUCCAAGUGCAAAUCAAAUUCAAGAGACUGAAGAGGAGGCAAUGACAAGAGGAGAGAGUGAUAUGUGUGGUUCUUCGUAUCAACCUCGAAUGAACUUCAUCCAAAGAAAAAUUAGCAGUUUGCAAGAUAAAUUAUCUACAUUGAGAGAAGGCUUCAUUGAAAGGCAUGGUAGUGAACCAGCUGUACGACUCAUGUACUCAGAGAAAAGUUCUUCAAAUGCCACAAUAUCUCUUGGAGUGGCAGAUGAAGUGAGUCGAAACUUGCAUUCAGAUAGCAGGCCUUCUGUUUCUACAACAGGUUCAACUAACAAUGAGGAUACAAAUGUAUUAACAGCUUCCGGGAGUGGUCAAGGGACUUUGCCUGAUGAACAAGAACCACAGCCUGGUCCCAGCACUGUACAAUGUGCAACUGGAGUUCAGAAACAAAGUAACUUCAACAAAGAAAGAUAUUCUGACAGUGAUGAUGAUGAGGAGGAUGAUAAUGAUAGCAUUGUCAAUGAUCAUUGCUAUCUGUUAUCAAAAAAUAAUUUCUCAAAAGCAAGAGGGUAUGUUCAUCCCAUUGAAGAACACAUGGAAGAUGCUAUAAAUGCAGCACGAGGGGAGAAAAAAUCUCUUGUUGAAGACAAAGACAGUUAUCAUCCCCUUAUAAAACAAAAAUUCACAGGGCACCGGAAUGCAAGGACAAUGAUUAAAGAAGCAACAUUUUGGGGCAAUAACUUUGUCCUCUCUGGUUCUGAUUGUGGACAUGUUUUCAUUUGGGACAGAUUUACAGGAUCUUUAGUUAUGCUUCUGGAAGCUGAUCGCCAUGUUGUUAAUUGCUUACAACCACAUCCAAUACUUCCAUUACUUGCAACAUCAGGCAUUGAUUAUGAUGUGAAAUUAUGGGCUCCUUUACAUGAAGAGCCUAGUUUUGACAAGGAUUUGGCUGAUGUGCUGACUAAAAGAAACGAAGUUAUGCUUGAGGAAACAAAAGAUACAAUUACUGUUCCUGCUUCCUUCAUGAUUCGUAUGUUAGCAUGUCUUAAUCAGAUAAGGAGAGGUGGGCGAAAUAGGGCACGAAGUACAAGACGUCAAAAUUAUGAUGAUAAUGUCAACAACUGACAAGUAAUCAACUCAGACUGUUCAAAAUGUUUUAAUGUGUCUUUUUGUGAUGAGUUAUAAGCAAAUAGUUUGUAAAUCAAUGGUUUAGAUUGUAUCUUUAAAAUCUAAAAUACAAGAUUAUACAGUUCUCAUUAUAAGAAGUUUGUGAAAAAUUGUAGCUAAAAAACUGUACAUAAAAUUAAAAAUUCAAUUAUUGAUAUUAACUUUACAAUUGUUUUUCAUAUCAGUUCAGCACUCUCCUGAGCUGGAGAAGCUUUUUUUGUCUAAGAAAUAUGAAACAACAUCCAUUAACUGAAUCACAGACUCCAUCACAUAAUUUAAAUGGUAUUUUGUAAGUGAAUACUUUAUGCUUGUUCUAUUUUUCAACGAUGAAAAGGAAAGAUGCUGCACCUACAAUGCACAUGAUUUAGUCAAAGAAAAAUGCAGAAACCUCUGUAAGAUUAUUUUCAGUGUUACAGCUCUAAAAGAAGUUAAAUAUCCUUUCCCUGUUAUUGAAACAUUUUAUGGAAUUGAGAAUCUUAAAUAUUAUCAAAAGAAUUUAUAUAAUUUUGUCAAAAGUUUUACCAUACCCUACAAUUAAAUUCAAAAUAAUCAGACUGUUCAUACUUUUUAUGGUGCAAGAUAUUGAAAUAGGUAUCAUUACGAUUACCAUAUUUAUCUGUGCAGUAGAUUUGAAUCUUGAAGAUUAGAGUUCAGUAACACAACGCUAUUUUUUCAAAUUUUCAUAUUCCAGUAAACCUUAUUGAAAUAUGAAUGUACGUAUUAAUAAAACAAGAAUGAAUAAUUUAUUAGUAUUUAUAAUAUGCUUCUGAAAUGUAUUCAUACUCAUUACAUCAUUCUUAUUGAGUCAGAACAAUGAUGAGUGGCUGUUUGUUCUGUAGUCCAGUAAUACGUCCAUUAUCAAAAGGUCUGAGUAUAGUUUUUAAUCAAAAUUUUCAAGUCAAUCUUCAACAGGAAAUUAUGUUGGAGCCUGUGACAAAGCAGAGGUUAUUUUGUGAAUUACAGAUACUUAUAACUGCAUUUAAAAAUAUAUACAGUUAUUUGUAAGUUUAGAAUUUUUACAGGACUGUUUAUAUCUGAGAAGACAGUGCCUCUGAUUGUUUAAAGUAGAUUUUCUGUCAAGUGUAAAGUACAUCAUUAUGCAAAUGUGCAUGAAGUGUCAUAAACUAUUUCAAAAAUGUUUCAGGAAUGUAUUAUUAAUGUAUAGUGCCUAAUUUCCAUAGGUACAUAUGAAUACAUAGGAAUAUUUUUUAAUGCAUGAAGCUCUUCUAUGACUGCUCAACCCAGUCAAUUUAAGUUGCAACAGAUUAUUAUUCAUUAGAUGCUUCAUCCUCAUUUCACACUAAAACAUGUUGUCAAAUGUAUUUUCCACUUUUAGAGGUAAACCAAAAGAAUGUUUUAGAUUGUUGAAAAUCAUCAAUGUUUGCAUUUUGUACUUUUAAAAAUAAAGCAUACAAUUGUAAAUACCUCAAUUAUAGGCAAAAUGAACUGAAACAUUUUCACUAUAUGUGAUUUUGAUUUUACAAUUAUUAUGCUGCAGAAUUUUCACUUUCUCAUCUAAGUUCAUAAUUUUCUAGAAGAGUCAUAAGUUCAAAUUUGAUGUAAAAUAUUUUCAUGUCACUAUUAUUAUGUAUACUGUACAUAUUCUAAUUUGGAAUUUAAUAAACUUAAAAAGCCCAGAAAUCAAUUUAUUAAAAAAUACUUCAGCAAUUCAUGUGAGAAUGAAGAAUAGGUACACGGAAGUGGAGUUCGAAGGGAAAACCAGUAAAGAGAAGAUGAACAAGAUUAUCCUGUAAUAAUGACAUUUAAAAACCUACAGGACACUGUGAUAUUACCUUUUAUAUCUAUUGCAAUUGUUAUUACAACUGAUUAAUACCUUUGAUUUUAACCUGACAUUCCUUAUUAAUACAUUUUAAAAGAUGUAAAUUGCAAAAUAGGAGGAAGUGGGACAGAUUCAUACACAGAAAAUUUAAAUAGUUUAUCUUAUGCAACAAAAAUAAAUUAAAUAUUAAUUUUUUCAUGUAAUUCUUCUAAUUAGUAUUAUAAUU